CGUAAAGUUGAGGCUCAGUCAAAUGUCAAAGAGAGAACACGCAAACAGGUUUUCAGUACAGGGUGGAUUUACGUCUUCAUUUGAGUUGUGGAGGGAGUGGAGAGGAAGGAGUAAGAACCCGCAGGGAAAUCUGGAUUGAUUCGACUACAGUUUUGUGGUCUAAAUGGACUCUCUCGGUCUGAAACGACUGAGAACGACUUUGGACGAUAAAAGGACUCGUUUCUUUUCCAUUAAUAUGACGGUGAUGUUUGUUUGACACGACACCAGCCUGGAAAUUUGAAUGAGGAUGACCGCCCUCACGAGGAAGGUGCGGCAGGUGCUGUGCGUCCUGCUGCUGCCGUGUGCUCUCCAACUCUGCAGCGCUCAGACACAAGGAGUGGUCGUUUGUUACGGCACGCAGAACAUUCUCAGCAUGACCGGAAACUCAGAGAACCAGUACAACCUGAUGAAGGAGCGGUACACCGGCUGUGAGAUUGUGAUGGGAAACCUUGAGAUCACCAUGAUGGAGCACACCAGAGACUUCUCCUUCCUGCAGUCUAUCAGGGAAGUGACAGGCUACAUCCUAUUUGCCGUCAACGAAUUCAGCCGCCUGCCUCUGGACCAACUGCGUGUCAUCAGAGGCACCACCCUGUAUGAGAACCAGUAUGCGUUGGCUGUGAUGGUCAAUUACCAGAAGGAAGGCCAGUAUGGCCUUCAAGAACUGGGCCUGACACACCUCACAGAGAUACUGGAGGGAGGAGUGAAGAUCAUCCAGAAUAAGUACCUGAGCUACGCCCCGCAGGUGAACUGGCUGGACAUAGUGAAGGAUGGAACAGCUCAGAUUAUGAUCGAGGGCAACGGGCCUGAAAAGCCGUGUGACAAAGCAUGUGUAGACGUGUCAUGUUGGGGUCCAGGAGGUGACAGCUGCCAGAUCUUGACAAAGACUGUGUGCGCCCCUCAGUGUAACGGCCGAUGCUUCGGUAUAAACCCCAGCGAGUGUUGUCACAUUGAGUGUGCUGGAGGCUGCACUGGGCCCCUGGAUACAGACUGCUUUGCUUGCAGGAACUUCAACAACUCGGGCUCUUGCGUACCUCUGUGUCCUCAGACACUCAUCUACAACAAGAACACAUUCAAGCUGGAGCCCAACCCCAAUGCCAAGUACCAGUAUGGCUCCAUCUGUGUGGCCCAGUGCCCCACUAACUUUUUGGUGGAUGACAGCUCAUGUGUGAGCAACUGUCCAUCUGAUAAAAUGGAGGUGGAGAAGAAUGGAGUGAAAAGAUGUGAGCCUUGUGGAGGCCUGUGUCCAAAAGCUUGCCAUGGAACAGGAAGUCCAACGAGACAAACCGUCGAUGCUCGUAACAUCGACAGUUUCAUAAACUGCACUAAGAUCCAGGGCAGUCUGCACUUCCUGGUAACUGGGAUUAACGGUGAUGAGUACAAUGGCAUACCGGCCCUCGAUCCAGAAAAACUGAAAAUCUUCAACACGGUGCGGGAGAUUACAGACAUCCUCUCUAUCCAGUCGUGGCCUGGAAACAUGUCUGACCUGUCAGUCUUCUCUAACCUCCAAACAAUUCAAGGCAGAACACUUUACAAAGUGAGCACAAGAAGGGGCUACUCUCUUCUGGUGAUGAGGAGCCCCUCUCUGACUUCCCUGGGCUUACGCUCGCUACGAAAAAUAAAUGAUGGCGGCGUCUACAUCAAAGGAAACAAGAAGCUCUGCUACCAUGAUACUGUCAACUGGACACGUAUCAUAAGCAGCAGCAGCUCCCGCCCACAGCGACGCCCAAAGCCCAUUGACAUCAAGGACAACCAAUCAAGAGACCAGUGUGUUUCUAACGGUCAAGUGUGUGACCCCCUGUGCUCCUCUGAUGGCUGCUGGGGUCCCGGACCAAACCAGUGUGUGUCUUGUAAGAAAUACAGCAGGGGAGGAACGUGCGUGCUGGACUGCAUGUUCUUAACUGGGGAGAGGCGAGAGUUUGCCACUUCAUCAGGGGAGUGUAUGCCCUGUCACCCUGAGUGUAAGGUCCAGGAGGGGAAGGAGACCUGCACAGGCCCGGGAGCAGAGCAGUGUGUAGCAUGUGCCAGCCAUCAGGACGGUCCACACUGUGUCUCCUCGUGUCCCGAGGGCGUGAUGGGAGGGGAGGGAAUCAUCUUUAAAUACCCCAACAAGCAAGGCCACUGUGAGCCAUGCCACAUCAACUGUACCCAAGGGUGCGAUGGUCCAGGAAUUGGAGACUGUGUGGGGUCUUCCCGUUACAUCUCAGGUCAACAGACCAUGGCCAUUGCACUGGGAGUGAUUGCCCUCAUCUUCGUUUCAUUCUCUGCCUUUGUGCUGACUGUUCUGUACCGCCGAGGUAUCGCCAUCCGUCGCAAGCGAGCGAUGAGAAGAUACAUGGAGAGUGGAGAGAGUUUCGAGCCUCUGGAGCCCGGAGAGAAAGGAGCUAAAGUCCAUGCUCGGACGCUGAAGACCACAGAGCUGCGUACGAUCAAACUGCUGGGUAAAGGAGUGUUUGGAACAGUCCAUAAGGGUAUUUGGAUCCCUGAGGGUGAUACAGUGAAGCUUCCUGUGGCCAUAAAGACGAUUCAGGAUCGCACCGGUCGGCAGACCUUCUAUGAGCUGACAGAUCACAUGAUGGCAAUGGGAAGCUUGGACCACAUUAACGUUGUCAGGAUCCUGGGUAUCUGCCCCGGGGCCAGCCUGCAGCUCGUCACUCAGCUCAGCAAUCAGGGCUCCCUGCUGGAGCACGUCAGGAACUCCAAGAACAACCUCAGCCCGCAGAGGCUGCUCAACUGGUGUGUUCAAAUCGCAAAGGGUAUGUAUUACCUGGAGGAGAACAGGAUGGUCCACAGGAACCUGGCUGCCAGAAAUGUGCUCCUGAAGAGUAAUUACAACGUCCAGAUCUCAGACUAUGGCAUUGCAGACCUGGUUUACCCUGAUGACAAGAAGUACUUUUACAAUGAGGCCAAGACACCAGUCAAAUGGAUGGCCUUGGAGAGUAUCUUAUUUCGCAGAUACACACACCAGAGUGAUGUCUGGAGUUAUGGUGUGACAGUGUGGGAGAUGAUGUCUUAUGGGGCAGAGCCGUACGCAGCAAUGCGUCCACAGGAAGUUCCUGAUCUGCUGGAAAAGGGCGAGCGUCUGUCCCAGCCUCAAAUUUGCACCAUUGAUGUCUACAUGGUUAUGGUGAAAUGUUGGAUGAUUGACGAAAAUGUACGUCCAACAUUCAAAGAACUGGCCAAUGAAUUUACCAGAAUGGCCAGAGACCCACCUCGUUACCUGGUCAUCAAAGAGGACUGCAGCCAACAGGACCCGCCCCUGGAUGAAGUUGCACAGCGGAGUGCAGACCUGGAUGACCUGGAAGACCUGGAUGAUCUAGACAAUGAGCUGAAGGACCAGGAGGCGGAAGGAGUGGUGGAUGGCAUGAUUCCACCAUCUAUCUACCUGUCUCCGUCCAGGAGUCUCAGUCGCCUCUCCAGGAUGGACACUCACAGAGUGGUUCUUAAUUCAAGCGUUGCAGGAUACCUCCCCAUGACCCCCGGUGUUGACAACCCAGGACAGGCCGUGUGGCAGUCACGCUCUCGACUCAACUCAGCCCGCACUGUGUCUGAGAGCUCGGAGGGCUGCGGCACAGCAGUGGAGCUGGAGAUGAACGAGGACUUCUCUCUGACAGGGAGCCUGAAAAGAAGACGUCAUCGUGAGGACAGUGCUUACAUGUCACAGAGGGACAGCAUGUCCGGUGGGCCACCAGAGACUCCAUCCCCGGAGAUAGAGGAAGAGGACCAGAAUGGAUAUGUGCUUCCUGGAGACAGCCCAGAGAGAGAUACCCUACUUUCAUCUCGAGCCACUCCUGGCAGGAUGGGCAAGUCUCAUUCAUCAGGCAUCUUGGAUGAUCCAGACAAUGAAGAAUAUGAGUAUAUGAACAAGCAGACACCUGUCUCGCUCAGGCACAACAGCCACUGGCUGAAGCCGAACAAAAAACGAACCUCCUCUGUAUCGUCACAAGUGACAGCAUGCUCAGGUGAUACCACGCCGUCUGUGGAGGUCAGAGGAGUUCACACGAGGAACAAAGACAACUCUGACUCGGAGCAGCAGGGGUCUAACGAAGUUGAAUAUGAAUACAUGGACAUCAGAGGUAGUGAGAAAGACGAAAGCCCUCCAGUACAUGACCCUCCACCUCCUCUGACGCCAGCAAGGAUUAGAGGACAGGUGGAGGAUGAGGUGGAGGAAGAGGAGGAUGAAUAUGUGGAGGACAGUAACUAUCAUUACACAAACAGACAGCCGAAGCUGCGACAAGCCCUUCGAGACAGGAAGGAGCUGAAGAUACAGGGCAGGGACGAUGCUGAGGCGUAUGAGUACGAGGACAUGGACUGCUUUGCUGCUCUGCGGCCUGGAGAUGUAGUGGUGUACCAGAACCUGCACAGGGACGGGGAGGGAGCAGUGGGGGGCACGGAGGUACAUCGAUCUGGAUUUGAACCUUAUGUAAAAGUGCGAGCUGGAGUCGGGGUCGGGGAACCUGCAGGUGGCGACAGAUCUUUUGACAAUCCAGACUACUGGCACAGCAGGAUGUUCCUGAAGCCCAAAGCAGUGCCUACGUGAAGACCAUUUUAAAUCUCACGAACUUCCCCUCUGAGAUGUAUUCAUGAAGGACCUGAAACGGGAAAUGCAAUCAAACGCCAUGUUAAUACUGUAGCCUAAGAGACCAGUUAAAAACAGCUGACAACAUGUGUGACUUUUUCACAGCUUAGUUGUCUGUUACAGGCUGACAUUAUAUCUUGUAUUUAGGCCUUUGAUUUUGGGCAUUUCCAGAAGUAAUAGCACUGACUGUUGAAAACACUACCAGAAAGGAACAGAUUACAAGCUAUAUCUCUCUGUUUACACUUUGUAAUGAACAAAGAAUGUUUUUGAGAACAAAUGCAUUUGUUUGUAAAUGUUUUGAGACCUCUUUGUGUGAUUAUACUGUACAUGAAAUACAUUUUAUACACAAUAAAAAUAUUUUGAAUAGCUAUUUUGAAGCAGCAACUUUUUUA
Seriola aureovittata is the source of this 5007-nucleotide messenger RNA. RefSeq names its product erb-b2 receptor tyrosine kinase 3a (gene erbb3a). The transcript is spliced from 29 exons. Gene Ontology annotation, molecular function: neuregulin receptor activity; protein tyrosine kinase activity; neuregulin binding. Gene Ontology annotation, biological process: protein phosphorylation; cell surface receptor protein tyrosine kinase signaling pathway; positive regulation of kinase activity. The record is from RefSeq and is a predicted model, not a curated record. Gene Ontology annotation, cellular component: basal plasma membrane; signaling receptor complex. NCBI's taxonomy places the organism in Eukaryota, Metazoa, Chordata, Actinopteri, Carangiformes, Carangidae. Bases 281 to 4576 code for a protein of 1431 amino acids.